AGAGGAUGGUGUAAUUAAUAUACAUUAUCUUGGAAGAAUUUAGUGGAAAAUAAAUAAAAGGAAAGGCGUGGCGUGGGAACUACGGCAUGUUCUUGAUCAGCAGCAUCUCAUGCGUUUUCUCUAGUUCUUGUGUUUUGAUUACUCUGAGAUAGAAGUUUGAAAAAAAAUGGGGGAGGAUAAACGUAAUCACAGUGACAAAGGAUUAUUCCACCACUUAGCAGGAUAUGGACACUACCGACCUCACGGUCAUCAUGGCUAUAGUAAUCAUGGUCAUCAUGGUUAUGGAGUUCCUUAUGCAUACCCUCCUCCUCCUCCUCCGUAUGGAUAUCCACCACCACCACCAGUUGCUUAUCCUCCACACGGUGGUUACCAUACAACCGGUUAUCCUCCACCCGGUUAUCCAUCUCACGGUUAUCCCGGUCCAUCUCAUCACUAUGGACACCACCAUGGAGGUAUAGGAGCGAUGAUAGCGGGUGGAGCAGCUAUGGCAGCUGCAGCAGUUGGUUCUCACCACCACGGACACUAUGGUCACCACCAUCACGGUCACGGCUAUGGGUACGGGUAUUACAAACAUGGUAAGUUCAAGCACGGAAAAUUCGGGAAACGCUGGAAGCAUGGCAUAUUUGGGAAGCACAAGGGAAAAUUCUUCAAGAAAUGGAAGUGA
Messenger RNA from Eruca vesicaria subsp. sativa (arugula), 664 nucleotides. Lineage: Eukaryota; Viridiplantae; Streptophyta; Magnoliopsida; Brassicales; Brassicaceae. The record is from the annotation of a GenBank genome assembly.